AUGGCGCACCAGUUCUGGUUUUCCUACCCGCCCCCCACGAGCGGCUCCAGCCGCUCGCAGACCGACGAGGAGAAGAAGGAGAAGAAGGAGGCCGCCGAGGCGCUCGCCCGGGCCGAGCACUUCCAGCAGCAGGCACAACAACAACAUAGGGCGCAGCGGGCGCUGGAGCGAGAACAACGGGAGCUGGACCGCGAGAUGAGGGAGAUGGACUGCCGGGCGCCGAUCGCCAGCCUGGACUGCAUGGAGGAGUUCGGCACGGGGGCGGUGCUCGGGUCGGGCGCAUCCGACCCGUCGGCGCCCGCGGCCAACACCAAGGAGGGCGGCCAGUCGGGCGGGCAGCUGGGCGAGCACGCGGUGGCCCGCCAGACGACGGUGACGCCGGGGCUGCGCUACCGCAACCUGGGCAAGAGCGGCCUGCGCGUUUCCAACGUGGGGCUCGGCACCUGGGUGACAUUCAGCUCCGGCGUGACGGAGGAGGCGGCCGAGCAGAUCGUGCUGCUCGCCUACGACUCGGGCAUCAACGUGUUCGACCUGUCCGAGGCGUACAGCGGGCCGCGCGCCGAGCUGGAGCUGGGACGCAUCCUCCAGCGGCACGGCUGGAAGCGCUCCUCCUACAUCGUCACCACCAAGAUCUACUGGAACACCAAGUCUGACGAGCGCGGCCUGUCCCGGAAGCACGUGAUCGAGUCCGUGAAGGCGUCUCUGCAGCGCCUGCAGCUCACCUACAUAGACGUCGUCAUCGUGCACAAGGCCGACCCCAUGUGCCCCAUGGAAGAGGUGGUGCGCGCCAUGAACCACGUGAUCAGCCAGGGCUGGGCCAUGUACUGGGGCACGGCGCGCUGGACGCCCGUCGAGGUCAUGGAGGCCUACACCAACUGCCGGCAGUUCAACUGCGUCACGCCCAUCUGCGAGCAGGCCGAGUACCACAUGUUCUGCCGCGACAAGACCGAGCUCUACAUGCCCGAGCUCUACAACAAGAUAGGGGUGGGCCUGAUGGCGUGGUCCCCUCUCACCAUGGGGCUGGUGUCCGGCAAGGUGGACGAUAGCGGCAUGCCUCUCUUCACUAGGCCCUCCUUCAAGAACAAGUACUCCUCCUUCAGCUGGACAGAGGACGAGACGCAGAAAGAGGGCUUCACGUGGGUCAAGGACCGCAGUGGAGGCGGCGGGGGCGGAGGCGGGGGCGGAGGCGACGACACGCCCCGCGAGCCCGCCCCACCGGCGCGGCGGCCGCAGCAGGAGAAGGUGCGGGACGUGGCGCAGCUGGCGGAGCGGCUGGGCUGCUCGGUGCAGCAGCUGGCCAUCGCGUGGGGGCUCAAGAACGAGAGCGUCCAGUGCCUGCUGCUGGGCGCCGCCUCCGCCGACCAGCUCUACGAGAGCAUACAGUCCCUCCAGCUGGUGCCAAAGCUGACAAGCAGCACAAUGGCAGAGCUGGAGCGCAUCCUGGACAACAAGCCAGCGAGGCCACCCAUGGUGUCCACCCUGGCGCUUAGAUGACAAUCAAUGUGCCCCCCCGGGGGACCCGGAGGGGGCGCUGAUGGCUCGCCCAAGGACGAGGACGCCGACCAUCAGCAACUCAGCAGUCAGGCCCAGAAACUGCCCUUCUGCACCAUCCAGUGACCUCGGCUGACUCAGGAUGGCGGGGUGGGCGACCUGCUUCCGGUGCUCGCCGGCCCCGCCUCCGCCUCCGCCCCCGGCUACUCCUCCGUGCUGGGGGCUUCAGACCCCAGCGCCACCUACGGGGCCUACCAGUACCAGCAUCAGCCCUACCACCACCACGGGUCCACCUCGUCGGCACCUGCCGGCUGCUGCGGAGGUGGAGUGGGGGGUGGCAGUGGCCGUGUCGGGGGUGGCUGCACCAGUGGCGCUGCUGACGACGACGAGGACGAGACACUCCCACUGCUCUUUUCGUCGCUGUCCACUGACGCGGCCGUCGCAGCUGCUGCGGAGAGCUACGGUGCCUGCCUCAACGAGAGCUGGUGGGAAGAGAACAAUUGAGCCGCGAGGCUGACCACCACCACACCGGCUACUCAACUGUGGGUACUGUGAGACCUCGAGUGUGCCUUGAUUGAUCAUUGGGGGCCAGACUCUUGGUCCCAGCCUCCAUCACAUCAGCGACCAGCUGUGGUUGUGUUCCCACAGAACCAUACGGGAUCUGGAGUGGAGUGCCUUGAUUAAUCAUUGGAGACCAGAUUCAUGGUCAUGACCUAUCCUCCUCUGGUGAAGCACUGUUUGGUGCUUGUGAGUGUGUCUCCAUAUCUAGCCAACAUUCUUUAACGGACAACUGUGAUACCAUUGUGGAAAGCCUAUAAACAUUAACCUUUUGUGCCAGCGACCCAGAAGUGCUGCGUCACAUUCAACCGCUGGAGGUGACAUCUCACAGAAUAUUCCCAUCAUUAGUUCCUCGGAGGACAAGUGCAGUCACUUACCUCAGCACUGUAUAUAUGCCUACAAAUUUGCCUGAUUUGUAUGGAAGAUAUGUGAAAAUCGUUAGUGAUUUUCAGAAACCCGACAAGGAAACUACACAUUGUGUGACACAAACACUGUGUUAUCUUAUCUGUCACGUAGUACAUCAAUUUUUCUGUGCUGCGGGCUUUUGAGAAUCAUCUCGCAGUAUGCUUAUCGGAAAUUUCCAGCGAAAACCCACUAAUUUCUACCAUUUUAUGAAUAUCUCGAAGUUCUUUAACUCUGCAACACUACAUGUAUCACCGCACAUAGAUAAACGCAGAUGUACUUGCAUAACAAAGGCAACUCUCAACAGAAUUAUCAGCUUUCUGACAUUCUAAAUUAAGUUCUCCAUGCCAUAAGAGUCUUCACUCAAUUGACAGGGUCAUUUGGGAAAUUUCCUGCAAACCGAGUAACUCCUACUUUUUUAAGAUACCUGAGACUCCUGUAAUCUUACAACAGGAUCUCAAACUCCAUAAUCUGAUGUGCAGGGAUACAUUUUCACAUUGAAGUAAACAUCCAGCAGCAUUAUUCAAUCUGUGGUACACUUCAUCAGUUGCUUUAUUUCUUGAUUCAACUUGCAUUAUCAUUUUGAAAAUUCAUGAGCUUUGUUGACAGUGCAGAUCCGUAAAUUUGCAGUUUUUUAUGGAUAUCUGGAAUUCCUGUAAUCCUAUAAACAUAUAUGAAAAUCUGUGCCUAGGUGUGUGUGGAUAAAUUUCUGUAUCAAUUGCUUUAAUGUGUGUGACAUCCUGUAUCCAUUCCUCUGUCCCGUGGGCUUUCCUAACUCUACUGGCAGUAUCAUCUUGAACAUAUACUCUAUUCUGCAGUGCAAACGUGGAAUUUAUGUUCUUUUAUAGAUUUCUGAAAAUCGUGUAACCAUACAACUUUGCAUGAAGUACCACACUUACAUGUACAGGGCCACAUUUGCAGGAGAAACGAAACAUCCAAGAAAACUAUCUAUGAUGUGUAAUCUUACAUCAAUUACCCUGAAUCAUGGACAUACUUCAUUCAACUGGCAGUAUCAUUAUAGUACAGAUCUUGUAUUUUCAAAAGUACUGUACACUAUAGCUCUGCAUUCAUACUAUAUAUAACUCUACAUACAUAAUCAAGUGUGAGCAGAUGCAUCUCCUUGCCAAAUGGAAGUCCCAAAAACUUUUAAAUUUGACACACACUCUAUAAUGUCUCCAUGUAAGGACUUGUGAAGGACAUGCUUUACUACCAAAGACAUUUGCCGAGAUGCCCUAGAGAUUUCUGACGCAAGCAAUGAUCCUUACCUUCUUGACAAUGUUAUCAACAACAGGAAGUUCUGUGAGCUGCACUUCUGGUUUAGGAGUCUGCUUCCAUUGUAUUAGACUUUCAAAGCAGAUGCUGUGACAGGAAAUACUGCUGAGCUACCUAACAACACAUGAUGACAGAAUCAAGAUCAGUGUAAAGAUCGCACAUGCAAAUUUUAUAGUUUAUCAGUAUUUCUACAUUAGUCCAGAUUUUCAAGAGUGAAAUGUAAAGUAAAAUUAACCUGUCUAGAGUGGGAAACCUUCUGACAGCAUGUAUGUAUAUGCAUGUGUGUUUGUGUGUGUGUGUGUUUACAUCUUUACAUCUCUCCCAUGGAGACAAGCCUUCAAUUACAGGUCAAUGUAUAAACGAUUGUCUUUCUGUCCAAGACUGUAGCAGCAUAGUGCCCAGGGAUAUUCCCUCUCGUUUUUCUUAGAACUGGUGAGCCAGUUUCUGGUGGAAACACUUCUGAUCUGAUGUCUUGCAGGCACAGAUUGCCAUUGGAAGUCACUACAGGUCUCUCAUGUGUACAAUUUAAUACUGAGCUAAAUUGUUUACACAGAUAGCCAACUGCAGAAACCAGCUGUAUGACUUUCCUUCAUUCUGUAAUCUCCAUAGGUAAUAAAACACAUUUCUACAUCUUGAAUAGAUAAAAUAGCAUCACAAAAUCCAUGAAACGUCCCAGUACCUACGUUAGAUGUCACUUAAUGAAGUAUCCAAGUAUCCAAGUAUUGGAUUGCAUAAUGUAUUCUGAUUGCACAGGUGAAUUAGUUAUUCUGAACUUUGAUUUGACAGCAACAUGAAUAUUUUUGUUUGGGUUACUGGAAACGAGUAAUAUAUAACUGUAUUUAUUGUCUGAUUCAUUACAAAUAUUUGCCAUCUUUCAGGAGUCAGAUACAAUAUCAUAAGGAAUAUUGAACACCCUACAGUUUCUUCCCUGGUAACAACAAUAACGUUACCUCAAAUUCUUCUCUUACCAUUUACAUUGUCUUUUCCCUUUCAAUAUUUAUAUCUUAUGGGACAAUCUGCAAGUAUAGUGAAGAGAAUGGCAAAAUACUGGACAAGUAUCAAAAGACAUCCACCAAGAGGGAAAGUUGAUAAUUAGUAAUUUUGAUCUACACGUGAAUACCUCACAUCCAGAACUCAAUAAGACGUAUGGAAAAGCAUCAAUUUAUCAUGUCCAGAAAUAUGAAAGCUUAGUCAGAGGACUGUGUAGGUAGCAAACACAUUUUAAUUUGGAAGCAUGAACCAUACAACAGUCUUACUUCACAUACACAUACAUAUAAGCUAACUGCUAUGAAGAAAGUUCUGUUUGGUCUCAGUCGUCAUUUACAAUAAAUAACAACUUCAAUAAAUUAAAAUAUUUCAAGAUACUGUUUUUCUUCUGUUGUCAAUAUUCUUUACAAGUACUAUAACUUGAACUAUAAAAACUUAAAGUCCAUUAAAUGCCAUAUAUGUGAAGACCAAUUUCUUUCUGUUAUACAUCACCCUUAAAGUUUUGUGUUACUAACAUUUCUAAAAUCAGUUAUAAAAUAAAUCAUUGAUAAAUGCAUGUAAAAAAGCUGUCAGAUGUUAAAAUUAUGAAACAUAUUAGGAAAUACUACUGCACUUGAAAGAUAUGCCUACAGAAUAGUCUUUUCACACUUUAUUUCCUUGGUAUAAAGUGGCUCACAACUGCUCGUUAUAUCAGCAUAUCUUGUAAGAAAUCAUCCAAUUUUUCAUAGAAGAUGUACUGGCAUCCAAGGGGAAGGUGGUUCAAGCUCUGGCCAAAAAAAGUCCAAGCAGACUGGUCCAAAAAAUACUACUUGUUUCUGUUAACUCUUCAUCAUCAGUUACGAUUUUUAAAUUUUUUUAAAAAUUAGAAGUAUUGUAAUUUCCCAGUUGUGUACAAAUUCUAUGGAACAUACUGGAACAUAUAUUAGUCAGAAGAAAGAAAAUUAGCCUUGUAUUUAUCUUUACUGGUGUUUGAAUUCUCGAUGUUGCACUUUAAGAACUGUGAUCCUCAAUCCAUGAGAUUAACCAGCACUAUAGUUGAAUUGAAGUCACAAUCUGAGCCAUUUUUCUCUAAAGACACUUCCUUCUUAAACUGAAAACACCUGACUCUCAAAAUGCGUGUAUCAUGAGAAUCAAUCCAGCAACAUGAAAAGAUAAUGACUUGUCCACAGAGUUCCUUGUUUUAACAAUUUCAUAGAGGACUGAUAUCAGGACAGUUUUAUUGAGUUACUUGUUGUUUCAACCAAGAAUAAUCGGGUUGGUACAUAUCGGUCACCUGCUGUUCUCCGUAUUCUCAUGCCCCACAAACAUUAUACUCAUCUAAGUCCAUUAUAUCUCAACAGCAUACAUUUCAUUUCAUUGCAUUAAAACUGUCUCAACAGUGUGUUAAGGCUUUGGCAUUGUUGUCAAAAGCACUGCAUAAAGCUCAUUGCAUUUACUCAUUGAAUAUAUCCAUAGGUGGCUGUUGGAUUCUGUGAAGCAAGUUGGUGUUAUAUUGGAAUUUUCUUACAAGAAACAGCUGACAGGACUAUGAAGAAUGUUAAUUCACAUGCAGUAUCACACUCUGUGGAGUAAAUGUAUAAAUAAAAUGAAAAGCCUCUAACAAGUUAUUGUUGUAUGAGAAAGAUUCAUAUAAUGGAAACAAAAGAGGAAAAAAAUCGGUUCCAGCAAGUUGCAGAUAUACAUAAGAGAUCUUUCACUGGUAAUGAGAAAUAAAUACCAUCAAUCUGUGUUACUGUAUGAAGAAACACCAGACAAAAAUUAUUUAGUCAGAUGUCCAUAGAUGCUGUUAAAAUUCUUGUUAUUUUUCCUGAUAAUAAUUUCUUGCCUUUUCUCAAUAUGCAUGCGUGCCUCUCCCUCUUAAAAAACGUUCAGUUGAGAUGUCAAACAAUUAUUGAAAAACAGAAGAGCCCAAAAUGAUUGUAGUGUAAAGCCACUUGACCUUACACAAUUUUAAAUAGUCACUCAGUAAUUGAACUGAAGAUGGAAAAAUAACAAAAUUAUAACAUAAUUUUGCCGGCCGAAGUGGCCGUGCGGUUAAAGGCGCUGCAGUCUGGAACCGCAAGACCGCUACGGUCGCAGGUUCGAAUCCUGCCUCGGGCAUGGAUGUUUGUGAUGUCCUUAGGUUAGUUAGGUUUAAUUAGUUCUAAGUUCUAGGGGACUAAUGACCUCAGCAGUUGAGUCCCAUAGUGCUCAGAGCCAUUUGAACCAUUUUUAGCCACCAUAACAUAAUUUUCUUCUUGUGUACAUUAAUUUGCACUGAGUUCUUAAUACACAAAACAGGUGGCUAUAAUCCCUAAAACUCCAUUAUUUGAAGAUUUUAUCUUUUAUGUGUCUGAAGAAUAAUAUAAUUUCAAUCAACACCAAAUUUUGUUUUCAACAGCCACUUUUGCUCAGUUGAGUGUAUGUGCCAAAGCAUCAUACAUCAUUAUUGCAAUACACAUCAUUUUUUGCACUCCAUAUUUUCCAUAUGGGCUUGUGCUUUUCCUCUAAUACCACUUAUAUUCACUAUUUGUAUGUGUGUAGUACUGAAAAUCAGUAUACAGUCCAUAUAUUGUAAUCAAAGAGUGAACUUUUAAUUAAUUCUUUUGAAAGCUAAAACUUGCUCAAGCUUAUAUAUUGAUAGCCCUCUUUCUAAUAUUUUUCUUCAUCAUAUCUAUAUUAUUUCAGUACUUUCAGUGAUUAAAUAGACUUAAACAGUAACUAGAAAAUCAUUUCGAUACUAUAUUAUCCAAUAGCACUGCUUCAAAAGAACAAUCCUGCUGCAGAAAAAUACUGCCUGCAGAUCUUUCUAUGAAUUUGUUUAAACUUUUGCUUUGACUAAUCUUAAAUAUUUUAAUCAAGUACUUUUUUCUUCCAAACUUUUCUAGUGCUGAGAAUACAAUUGGCAUAUUUCUGCCUUUGAUAAAUCACAAUGGUAUGUGUGGCCUGUGGACUUUAUGUCAAGGGCAACAAAAAUAUUUCAAACAGAAUUAAAACUACACUCACAAUUCACUGUUUUUAACAAUAACAAACAACAUUCAUUGCUGUCAGAAGAUCCGACCCAUUCUGGAAAUGUGACAUUAAUUUAAAAAAUCUUCUGUAGCUUGUGUAGUUGUUUGUUGAUGUAGGAGUGAGAAGAUUGAGGCUAAUUUAAAGGGGCACUGUGUAGAAUAAUUGAUAUAGCUAUGAAAUUAUGGCACCUCAUCUGUCAUUGGAAUCAGAGAUGUUUUUGCACUACGAAAGACAUAUUUGCGAAAUGCAAGUUGAAGUUAUGGAAAAAAGGCAUAACUCAGCUAGUAUUCUAUUAGAAAGUAACAAUAAAUAUAUAUGCUGGAGACAGAUAUCUAGAAGUGUAUUUCAUGUCAUUUCCAGCAAGAAACUUAUAACUUCAGACUACCAUCAAAAUAAUUUUUAAUUGCAAAUGAUUCUGCCUCUUUGAUACAAAAAGCUACUUUGCAGUUGAUACCAUUCAAGACAACUAUGCAGUUUAUAUAAACUUCAAAUUAAGCUGCUAAUUCUAGUACUGCCAAAAUUGUUAAAUAUAAUUACAAUGCAGAAACUGCUAACUUAUUUUGUAUAAAUGGCAACUCGCUUGCAACAACAAUUCAGUGCCUGCUUGAAAACCCAGGUAACAAUGACACAAAGGAUUAGUGUUGCUGUUUUUUCUUAACAGUAUUCAAUUUGCGUGUUACUUUUCCACAAACAAAAAAUUAAACAUUUAUUGUCAUACUAAUGUAACCUAUUGCCAUCUGUCUACCUUAUAAUGCUGUGUAGUUCAUGUUUGUAUCUAGUUUAUGGAAUGUUUUUACCAUGUGGUUGUUAAAAUAUUUUAAAGAAAGGAUCUUUUGACAAACAUUCUGAUGACGUGAAGAAAUUUAUCAAUAACAGACUUCCAGGUGUUGUGCUUUCAAUUUCCAACAUAAUUGUGAUAUUUAUGAUAUUAUCAAACGUUUUGGAAAUGUAUUAACUGUGUUCCAGAGAUGUUGAAUGGGACUGUCUUUAUGAUAUUAGUGACUGCAUAAAAAAGAGCAUAUCGUUUUUUCUUAAUAAAGCUCUUUUAGAAAUUGUUGCCUAAAACAAGUACAAUAAGAUGAACUAAAAUGUAAAUGCUACAGUUUUUGUGAAGUAAAGAUAAUAUGAGAGGAGAAAAACCGAUACAACACGAAAAUAUUUCAUGAUAACAACUAUAGCCAAUAUUUGCAAGCCUUAGAACUUCUUCCUUUAAUAAUAUCAUGUUGGUACUCAGAAAAGCAUUUCGUCCUUUUUCAUGCUUCGAAAGUUUAACUCAAACGGUUGUGUGACGGGGUUUUAAUAGUGGUUAAGGGGAAGAAAUUUAAUGCACUUUACUUUUUACACAUCCUAUUUUAAUCAAUUUGAUACAUAUGGUCUGCGACUUUAUUUGUCGCAGUAAUGUUUUUGUGGCAUAGUUUGUUCUUUGUUACAAAUGUAACAAAUCAUUUUUCACUGUGAUAAUGCACAUUGUUUGAUUUUUUCUAGAGUCUAUUGUAUGUUAUUGUUAAAAUAUUGUAUAAUCUUUUUCCUUGUUGAUAUUAUUAUUGUUAAGAUAUUCCGCAAGAAUUAGUACCGCUAGAAAUAAAUCAUUGCUCACAUGUUUUGGUGGGUUUUCCAGGUAUUAAAACUACUAUAGUGUAGUGUGUGUAUGGGAUGGUGAGUGUGCACAUUGACUGAGUUACCUUGCUGGUUGACUGAGAGUAAUUUUUUUCAAUUUAAUAACAAUAAUGGGGUCUUUGCAGUGUCUUGUACAUUUUCCCCAUGAAUCAGUGCUUUGUUUAUAGAUUUAAAUGAUUGCAUAGUGCAUGAAAGGGCAACAUCUUUGCAUACAUAAUGAAAAUAGUGAAAAUUGUCUUUUCCAAGUUACACAUGAAAUGUGAGUCUGUUGUUUGAAGAUAAUGCAAACAGUUCCUAACGCAAAAAAAAAAAAAAAAAUGUUGUCUAGGGAGAUCAUAAUUUUGUUGCCAAUACAAAUAAGAUAAUUAGGAAUAUACUUUAUAAUUAAUUCUCUAUGCAAGUUUCCUGCAUACAAUCUGUUUUCACGUAAAGAAGAACAAUUAAAGAGAAUUACUGUUGCAGGUUGUUUCUACCACAGUUCACUACAGUAUUCAUUAUUUUAUAGAAGACAGACAGCACAUAUUAUUUUCAUAAUUUACUGGCAGAUUUUUUGCAGUUGCUUCCAUUUUGCAAUAUCAAGCUUAACUUACAAUACGUUUGUCUGGAACUAAUAUCUAAUCAACGUUUAAAAAAACUGAGAUUUACUCCAACCUAGAUAUUUUGAUUUUCUUUGAACACAGACUCACGUUUUCAAUAUAUUACACCAAAAAAGUUUUUAAAAGUAUGUUAGAAACUGUGCUUUAUUCUUAGAACAAAAUAAAACACCUAUGGCGUUCUCUUUGCUUGAGAAUGGAUAGAUGUCAAACUGUAUUGCCACACUUAUUUAGAAGUGUGUCUCAAUAUUACACCAUAUGAUUAAGAUUGACUAUUUCUCUAAUGCUGUAGGCAGUACUUACGAGUAAAGAUAUACCUUUGCGUCUGUAUUGGGAAAUAGUCUGUAACAGGAAGUCUCUCCCUGUAAUCACGUGGCUUGUGCCAGUGUCUUAAACAUCAAACAAUUAAGUACAAUUUUAUAAUAUAAUUUUUUAAAUUGUUUUUUAUUGUACUGGUAUUUUAUAGGUGAAGUACUUACCAAAGUGUACAGCAGCUAGCAACUAUGCUUUUAAAAAUUACUUCCUUUUACUUUUUAUACAAGAGGUGAUGAAAUAAAAGUACUCAACAUCCUAAAGGUUUUGAUGCAAAGCCAGUAAAACUUUUAUUUUAGGUAUUGCAUGUAAAAAAGUUCAUGUGCUAUAUACUACAAAUUACCUGCAAUUCCUGGAAAUGAGAUAAUUAGUAACUAAUUUAGAUUGAACUGUCACAUGUAUGAACACUUUCUAUUCAUUGACAAAUCAUUUGUAAAAUAAAUAAUUUAAGCGCAUUGAAAACUUUUUAUCUUCCUCCUGAAAUUUUGUAACAUUUGGCAACCAAAAUAUGUUUGUAAGCAAUAAGAUUGAAAUUCCAGAAGAUGUGAUGUGUAUGGAUAGGCAGUGCAGAUACCUUUAAGUGUUUUACUAUUUGUAGGUUUUCCUAUAUUCAGAUUUCAGCUUUUAAGUCAUACUACAACCCAAACCGCUUAUUUUGUGUAGUCAAGGAGGAAAAAUGAAAUACAUUGAUUUAUAGUCAAGGAGGAAAAAAUAAAAUAAAUUUAUAUUUCAGCAGCAAGUUUACAAGAUUCAUUGUACAAUUGCAGCUAUUUUUUCAAAUGUAAAAGUAUUUCAGAUUUAUAGAAUUGUUAUUUCAAUCUCAUCACCUAAAUUUUUCCUGUAUUCUAUGUUUAUGAAAUUUGAUAACUGUUACUUUGGUGGUUGUAAAAAUCUACUGUGUGUAAUUUACAUGCAGACUGGCUAAUUUGUGAUAAUGACAUAAGAUAAAAAUUCUUUGCACUCUGUUACAGUUUAUUUAUUCCUACAUCUCAAGAGUUUUAUAAUUUUCUCCUGUGUAAAUGUCAUAUACUAUCACACACUCUUCUAAACCAUUACUUGGAUAGAUUAUCCUCUUUAUAAGUAAUUUAUCUAAUUUUCUUUCUUUUCUCUAUGUACUUGCAUUGCAAACUGUACGUAGGAAUGAUAACUGAAUAUCUGAAAAAUGGGUGUGUCUUUCUGAAAUGUUUAAAAAUUUAUUCACAUCUGGUUUUAUAUUUCAAGUGAAUAAAUUUGCAUUACUAACAACUUCAA
Molecule: messenger RNA, 11474 nt
Organism: Schistocerca serialis cubense
Lineage: Eukaryota; Metazoa; Arthropoda; Insecta; Orthoptera; Acrididae
Gene: Hk
Product: voltage-gated potassium channel subunit beta-2
Exons: 12
Coding region: 1-1494 (497 amino acids)
Biological process (GO): potassium ion transport; regulation of potassium ion transmembrane transport
Cellular component (GO): voltage-gated potassium channel complex; cytoplasm
Molecular function (GO): transmembrane transporter binding; voltage-gated potassium channel activity; potassium channel regulator activity
Source: RefSeq, a predicted model, not a curated record